CCCCGGCACCGCCCCGCGCCGCUGCGCAUGCGUGGGGAGGGACCGGGGACGGGGAGGCGGGACUGGGAACGGCGGGAUCGGGAUCGGGAUCGGGAAUGGCAGUGUCGGGAACAGCGGGGUCGAGAUCGGGGAACAGCGGGAUCGGCAAUAGCGGCAUCGGGAAAGGCGGGACUGGGAAAGGCAGGGUCGGGGAGCAACGGGAUCGGGGAGCAACGGGAUCGGGAAAGGCGGGAUGCGGUGGAACGCGCAUGCGGGGUGGGGAAAGGCGGGAGAAGGGGAAGCAAGAGGGAUGCAGGGGAGGAAUGGGAGCGGAUUGGGGAAGGCGGGAGUGAGAUCGGGAGCAGAGAGCGGCAGGUGAAUGGUGCCUACAGGUGGAGGUGUGGUCGCACUGACAACCCGAAUGUUUCAGCUUCAUCUUCCUGCCCCAUCCACAUCUCGGCAAGGAUUUUAUGGAGGAGAUGUCACACAGAUAUAGAGAAUGAACCAGAACCAGCAGAAAAUUCAGUGAGGCAGACCAUGAGGGGCAGGCUCCCAGGUACAGCUAGGAAAAGGAGCGUUCCUUGGGCUGAGUUGGAGCCUGACUCUGAAAGAACAGCUCCAGGGAAAGUGAGCUUGCCACCCCAGGUCUGCCCAGAGCUUUCCUGGCUGAAGCUUACUUCACAUCAGCCCGUGCCACCGUGUGGCAAAGGACCACAGUGCACAGCUCCUCUCCCAGCUCCGAAGCACUUCUUGCAAGGUUCUGCCCUCUCUUUGUGUUCCUGGGAUGGCUGGGGCCAAGGGGCAGGGUGGGUUUCAUCUGCGAGGUUCCUGAGCUUCCUCUCAGCAGCUCCUGGGUCGCUUGGAAAUCCCACGGGUUCAGCGUGGUGGUGUUCUGCACUGUGAUGUUAUUCCAGCACACGAUGUGCUUUGGAGCCAGCUUUUCUGAGCAUUCCCUGAUUCCAGCGAAGCAGGUAACUGAAGAAUAACUGUGUGGGAAUAAUCCAUAAAGUGGGCUAUGAAACCUUUAAACUUUUGCCUUCAUUUUUUCUUCCAAAUUCCUCGGGGUCUUUUUUUCCCUUGCAUGAGCACCAGGUUUUGCAGCCUUCCAGUGCUUUAAGGGAGAGAAGGACUUUUUAUCUGGGCAGAUAGUGACAGGACAGGGGAUAAUGACUAAACUGUCAGAGGCAGAUUAGGUCAGAUAUAAAGAAGACAU
Molecule: messenger RNA, 1192 nt
Organism: Passer montanus (Eurasian tree sparrow)
Lineage: Eukaryota; Metazoa; Chordata; Aves; Passeriformes; Passeridae
Exons: 4
Coding region: 28-882 (284 amino acids)
Source: RefSeq, a predicted model, not a curated record